UUUCAAUUUCAGAAUCUUUGACUUCUUUUGAUCAUGUCAUGAUGGAAACGACAAAAUUGGAGAAUGAUGAAUCUAAUGAAGUGCGUAUGCUCGAAAAAGAAACCGUACAAUUGGAUAUCAAUAAAUCAAUAAAUACUAAUAAUGAUUUGAAUUCACAAGCAGAAAAAAUUGAUAAAGUUUCCGACGCUAGUUCUCACUUGACGCAUUCUUCAAUGUCAGUUUGUAGUUCAGCAGCAGGCAGAGGAGCUACAAAGGUUUAUUACCACAUAGACGAUGAACAAACACCUUAUUGCACUGAAUUGCCAGUACCUAACAAUCGUGUUACGUUAGGCGAUUUUAAAAGGGUUCUCAACAGAACUAAUUUCAAAUACUAUUGCAAAGCAAUUGAUUCAGAAGUUGGAGGCGAAGUCAAAGCCGAAAUACGUGAUGAUGCUCAACAGCUUACACGAUCUUCUAAUGGUCAUUUCGAACUUUUUCUUUUAACAGCGGAAAAUUCAAAUUCUGAUGGCAACUCUUCUGGCGUUUCCAAACUUGCCUCUAUGAAGAAGGUACCUUUGGGCCCUACCGCGCUUUAUCCGUUCACGAGUUCACAGCACUAUCGUCCACGCAAUCGAUGUAAUCACACAAGACAACCUUUUGACGAUUCCACUCUAUAUACAAAUGAGACUGAUCACCGCCUUUAUUCUGAUGAUGAAUCACGUCUUUCCACGUCAACCGACAACAUCACUUCUGUAUCAAGGCAGCGCUACAAUUUAUAUCGGCGUCGACGUCGCCAGGCCCCGCGUAACAGGCGUAAGCCCUCACGUGCAUCUUCACUUUCAUCAAUGACUGAGACCUCAAUGGCACUGGAAGUUAUCACAGUUACACUUAAUAUGGACUCUGCUGUUAAUUUUCUUGGUAUUUCCAUUGUGGGUCAAUCUUCGUCACGCGGUGAUAACGGAAUUUAUGUGGCUAACGUUAUAAAAGGUGGUGCUGUUGCUUUAGAUGGUCGCAUUGAACCUGGAGAUAUGAUUUUACAAGUGAACGAUGUUUCCUUUGAAAAUUUUAAAAAUGAUAAAGCGGUUGAAGUUCUCAAGCAAGCAGUCAACAGACAAGGGCCAAUUAAAUUGACAGUUGCAAAAAGUUUUGAUUCCGGUCGAGCCAAUUAUUUUUCUGUGCCAGUUCGUGAACCAGUGCGCCCAAUUGGCUCUGAAGGUGCGCCAACGCCUAUUCCCGCUCACAACCAGUAUCAUCCGCAUGAACAAAUGGUAAAUAUGCUUAACAUUCCCACUUCCAUCGCUCAACAUCAACAACGAUCGGCAUGUAGUAGCAAUACAACAGCUACUUCAACAAAUGGUUCAGGUGGUGUGGCUCCUCAGAUAGUACUUGGGCAGGGUGGUGUAUUUUUGGCGGUUCAACCUCGCCUAGACAUAAACUCUGACAAACGAAUGAUCAUUCGGGCAAUGAUUGCAAUCGGUUCCGGAUUGGAAAUUCGUGAUAGAACUUGGCUAAAAAUUCCAAUCCCAAUGUCUUUUUUAGGUAGUUCUUUGGUUGAUUGGUUGAUUCAAAAUGUGGAUGGCUUGAAAACUCGGAAAGAAGCUCGAAAAUAUGCGUCUGAUCUACUAAAAGAACGAUUUAUUGCUCAUGUUGUCAAUAAGCAGGUAUUCACGGAGCAAUGUUACUAUGUUUUCGGAGAUAAUUGUUCAGACUUGUUACUUCUUCGAAAUGGUAUUGAACAUGGAUCAGUUCUGGUUCGAAAUCCUCAAAAUCAAGCAUUAUUAGCCAACCAGAGAUUUUUAAACGAUCGCGAUUGCGGAACACAAGUACCAUACAUGCUGCAUACAAAUUUUGGGGGUAGCGAGUAUGCAAUGCCUUCUGUAUCACCAUAUCCACCACCGGGGAUUCCUUUGCAAACAACAUUGGAAUAUUCAACUCAGCAGAGACAGCUACAUAAAUUAGUUCCACAAAAUCCAGUACAUACACAAACCCGUUUUGACCAAUUUGGUGCAAAUAGUCAAGCUAGUAAUAACUCUAACGAGGAGUCAAGUGGAUCGGAGCAUCGAAGAAAGGCUAUGCUACCGCCAGCACCUUCAUUGACAUCUAUCGGACAACCACAAUACUUUCAACCCCAUCAAUUUUUUCAAGGACAAAUACAUAGGACUUCUCAACCCACUGGCCCUCCACCUACUACUCCUGACGAUGUGAACUCAAUGAUGCUGAACAGGUUCUGUGGUAUCAAUGGUACUUUUCAACAACAAGUCAUGUCUCAACAAAAUGGAAGAGUUGGGGUAGCAACGGAAAAUUUUUUUGUGGAACACUUCUAA
Messenger RNA from Meloidogyne enterolobii, 2303 nucleotides. The record is from the annotation of a GenBank genome assembly. Lineage: Eukaryota; Metazoa; Nematoda; Chromadorea; Rhabditida; Meloidogynidae.